GUGGUGUUGCAGCACCAAAGUCCUGACUCCUGGAUAGAUCCAAAAAGGCAAACAAAAAAGAGGAGUGGAAACAAACCAGUAGCGUCAACUGUGACCUGAGCCAAGGCAAUGUCAUCACUGGUGAAGGAGGAUCUCAACAAGAAGCUGUUCAGAACACUUGGGCAAAGCUUGUAUGAGUUCAUUGAAGUUGAGUGUUCGGGCCAAGACCGCUUCUACCUCUGUGCUUCAGUGACAAAAGGCGAAGAAGUGCAAAUAUCAAUGGUAAAACACUUUAGAAUAGGUCUUGAUGAGAAAUAUGAAAUCUCUGAAAAAUGGUUUCUUGAUGAUUUGGAGAUGAUUGAUGGGAAAGAGGCUGAUGCUGAUAAUCCAUGGUUUGAUAUGCAUUUCAAGCAAGUCUACAGUUGGGAAGCUUACAGCUGUGCCUCUAAAUAUGCUUUUGCACGAACUUUAAACAGGUUGAAUGAGAUGUACCUUCACAAGGACCUUAAGAUUGUGAACUUUGAUUUCACCUACAUCAAUGAUGAGGCACUCUGGUCAUCCAGCAAUGGGGACUGCGUAGUACUUAUGAGGAUCUGCUUCUAUGCAUCCAACCUUUUGUGUCUGUCUCUUUGCCCAUUGCCUGUGUGA
Molecule: messenger RNA, 627 nt
Organism: Sceloporus undulatus (fence lizard)
Lineage: Eukaryota; Metazoa; Chordata; Lepidosauria; Squamata; Phrynosomatidae
Gene: EXOC1L
Product: exocyst complex component 1 like
Exons: 3
Coding region: 109-627 (172 amino acids)
Source: RefSeq, a predicted model, not a curated record